This is a messenger RNA of Aspergillus ochraceoroseus IBT 24754, 1218 nucleotides long. RefSeq lists its product as uncharacterized. The record is from RefSeq and is a predicted model, not a curated record. NCBI's taxonomy places the organism in Eukaryota, Fungi, Ascomycota, Eurotiomycetes, Eurotiales, Aspergillaceae. The coding region runs from base 96 to 992 and encodes 298 amino acids. The transcript has 2 exons.
AGCGGCGAUUCAACAAAUCCGUCGGAGAACAAACGGCACUCGAGUCAUUCAUUGGCUUUCCUCCGUUUUGUUUUACAGGGUGAACCGACUGUACCAUGUUUGCCCGGUCCUUUGCAUAUAAAGGGCUCGCGCAGCCUUGCUUAAGGUCACCCAUACCUUCGGAGGGUUUGUCGAGCCCUGCAUGGAGAUAUUUUUCGUCCAGCAUUGCUCGAACAAAGGCCGCCGGCAAGGUUAAGCAGGCGCAAAAGCAGAUUUCACGCCAAACUCCUCCCAAGGCCUCGCAAUCUCCUGCACCACCUAAAGCAGAAGAGACGCUGAAGUUUGCUGGAAGACGACCGGAUGGCUUUGGAAAGCUUGAACGGAAGGUGGCCAAGGAAGGCGAGCUACUACUAUUUAAAGCCCCCUCGCAACGCAGCUACAUACUUGGUGCCUACGGCAUUACUGCAUUCUGUUUCGCCUACUCCGUGUACAACUCCAAUGCCGUCUUUCGCGAUCCGAUCAUGCCGCUUCCUAUGUGGCAGCAGGGUCUAUUUGGCGGUAUAUGCGUCAUGAUGAGCGUCAUGGGCACUGUAUUCCUUUUCAAGACCGGGAAACUGAUAAAGUCCGUCAAGGCCGUGAACACCAAUGAUCAGACAUACCUGCGUUUCACAGUCCGCCGCAUGAUUCCCUUCCAGAAGCCAAUGCAGUUUGACGUGCUGCCUCGUCAGAUUGCGUUCUCUCGACGUCUCGUCGUCUCGCCAGAUGCACUCCAAAAUGGCAUGCAACAAAUGGCCCAAACGGAGCCUGCUCCCGUCAGCUUUUUCAGAGCCCCUCUCAAGAAGUCAAGUAUGCUCAUGUGGAGAGUUUUUCGGUCCCUCCGACAGCUGUUCACAUCGGAAGACUUUAUUCUUCUCGAGGUUGAAGGCCAGAAGGGCGUUUUCCGAAUGGACUCUGGGGGCUACGUAUCGCGGGACUUUUUGGUAGUCGGAAAUCCCGUCUCCAUGAAGCGGUAGCGAUUGCCGCAGCUUAACUUGGAUAUGUACACUUAUCGCGCUCUUUUCAUUGCAUUGUAAUAACUACUUCAUUCCCGGUGCCCAAAUCUCAAGAAAUAUGCACCACCUGCUGCAAUUUAGCUAUCUUUCAUGCCCAUCUUCCUGUACAUAUAUAGAGCUCAACCCUUGUGUUUUAUCAUAGUUCUCUUACAUCUCUAGAAAGUAUUUCAAGCGUCAUUCCAGCCUC